AUGCUGCUAUUUGUCUUCUUCGCAGUUGCUUUUGUUGAAGCCACUAACAACACCACCCGCUAUGCCUUCAUAAACCUUACAGAAAAUGCCACUCUGAAGGGCAUCAAAUACACCAUCGAUAGUGUCGAUGUGGACGCAUAUUUAGGCAUCCCAUUUGCAGAAAAACCUGUUGGCAACCUUCGUUUUGCUCCUCCUAAAGAAGCUAACUUAUGGACUGGGCAAUUUAACGCAACUCAGCGUUCAAAUUCAUGCUGGCAAUACAUAUUCAAUGGUUUUGAUUUGGCCAAUCCUGCGGCACGGGUUUGGGUUAACAAUACGAAUAUGAGUGAAGAUUGUCUCUAUCUCAACGUGUGGGUGCCUGCGAAUAAAUCUGCCAAUAGGACGUUGCUUUCUGCAAAAGGAUCUUCCAAUGAUACGUUGCUGUCUGCGAAUGGGACUGCAAACGGAACGUUGUUGCCUGUGAUGGUGUGGAUUUUUGGUGGUGGCUUCUUCAGUGGAACGUCCACACUCGACGUCUACGAUGGCAGGUUUCUUGCAGCUAAGGAGAACGUCAUUGUGGUAUCCAUGCAGUACCGUUUGGGACCAUUUGGUUUCCUGUACGUAGACAAGGAGGUUCAGGGAAACAUGGGUCUUUGGGAUCAACAGCUUGCCCUAAAGUGGGUUCAAAAACACAUUGUGAAAUUCGGAGGUGAUCCGACGAAGGUGACGCUGUUUGGAGAGUCUGCUGGCGCGGCGAGUGUCACGUUGCAGUACCUCUCAAACGAGUCUCGUCCGCUCUUCCAGCGCAUGAUUAUUCAAAGUGCAAGCGCCCUCAACAGAUGGGCAUUGUCGACGAAAACGGUGGCUCACGAUGCAGGUCUUGCAGUAAGUGUAAUGCGGACAAGCGAAAUGGGCUUAAGGCAGAAACGAGAAUAG
Molecule: messenger RNA, 915 nt
Organism: Mesocestoides corti
Lineage: Eukaryota; Metazoa; Platyhelminthes; Cestoda; Cyclophyllidea; Mesocestoididae
Source: the annotation of a GenBank genome assembly